Molecule: messenger RNA, 4500 nt
Organism: Monomorium pharaonis (pharaoh ant)
Lineage: Eukaryota; Metazoa; Arthropoda; Insecta; Hymenoptera; Formicidae
Gene: vret
Exons: 16
Coding region: 366-4139 (1257 amino acids)
Biological process (GO): spermatogenesis
Molecular function (GO): RNA binding
Source: RefSeq, a predicted model, not a curated record
UGACGUGGGUAAUCGAGACACUCCUCUACGUGAUAUAAAUCUGAGAAGCGAAAAGAGCAAACGCAGCACAAGGAUCAUUUUAUUUCAUCGUGCUUCAUCGUUUCACUUUCAGUUGAUUAGAUCAUAUAGCUUUUAAUAUAGAUUCUGAUGGUCAAGACCUAAUAUCGAGAAAAGAUCUUUUUAUUGUUCAUCUUGUAUGUCGCGCAUGACGCAGUCAUGUUCGCUAUUCGCUGAUGUCUGAAUAGCCGAAGAGUGUUUCUACACAAGAUUUUUUUUACCCUUUUGGUACUACGUAUAUCGUGGAGGACAGGAAGAAUCUCGAUUUCUUAUAAUUUUGCAAGUGUGAAAUUAGAAACGUUGACAAUAUGGCGUACUAUAACGCUGACGAUGAUUUGAAUGCUGAGAAAUUGCCGAUUGUUGAUCGGAUGGAUGCGGAAUAUACGUUAUAUGUGAAUGAUAUUCCACUUGAGUUAAAUGAGGAUGCCAUCAAAGAUGUUUUUAAUCACUAUGGUAAAAUUGUGGGGAUGUUUCAUCCUCGUAAUGCCAAAUGGGCCUAUAUCACAUAUGGGACUUAUCGUGAAGCAGAACAUGCUAUAAGAGAUCUUGAUGGUAAGAAACCAUUAAAGUUGAAAGUAGCACUUGCAAAGGAGAGAACUACGAAAGAGGAACAAAAGUCAAAUGUGUCAGAGACUUUUGUUGAAAGCGCAAGAGUAGUAAAUACUGCAGAUUCUGUUCAUAAUGAUAUGAAAUCUCAGAGUACGAGUCAUGGCCAGUCAUUAAAUGCAUCCGCUAAACGUGCAAUGCCACCAAUAACAGUACAACAUAGAUAUGCAGAUUCUGCUUUACCUUUGGGUUCCAGGACACCUUAUGAGAUUGAUGAUCCUUAUUGGCAAACAAAUCAAUUAUGGACAAGAGGUGUAAUAACUGUCACCCCAGAUGGAAGAAGACAUGUUUCUCUCGGACGUGGUUAUACACUUUAUACCUUCCCAGAACAAGAUCCUAACAUUGAAGAAUAUGUAUCAAAAGUAUACGAACGACGGAACAAUGGAUUAUACGAAUAUUCAAGAGACAAACUUAAUGGAGUGCAAAAUUGUGUUGUUUGUUCUACAAAAACAAUAAAGCAUUGCGAAAGAUGCUUGACGUAUUAUUGCAGCAAAGUCUGUCAAUUGGAAGAUUGGCCACAACAUGAGGCUCAGUGUAGACGUAUCCCGUCUUUAGUGGAAGAAACGGUUAAUAAUGUAUCAUCUUUACAAAUUGGUCAAGAUGUAGAUCAAACGAAGACAUCAGCGCUGAAUGCAAUUAAUAAAACUGUUAAAUCUAAUGAUUUAAAGUUGCGACGACCUAAUACACAUAAUACGAUGCAAACAGAAAAUUCGAAUGAUGACACAAGUGUAAAUAUCAAUAUGCAUAAAAGUAAUACAAAUGUUACACAUAAUUCUAAUAAUGAUAUUCAGGAAAGACCUCAACAUAAUAAUAUCAAUGUAUCUCAAACUAAGAAGGCAGAUCAACUAAAUACAUCAAACAUCAAAGAAUUUUCUCAACAACAUCGCAGGUAUAAUAAUACUAAUGAUAGCCCUGAUAAUUCGAGAAAGAAUUCUGCAACAUCUAGUUCCUCUGCUCAAAGUUAUCAUAGUCGUAACUGUCAAAAUGACUUAAAUAAGACUAGUAUUAACAAAGAAAGAAAUGAUAACAGUAAUAUAAGAGACAGAAUUUACAAUAAUGAUAAGAAUGUUCCCCAAAGAAAUAGCUUCCAGAAUAAUAAAGGCUCUGCUUGUUAUAACAGAGAAAAUAUCAAUAAAUCAGAAUUGGAAUCUUGCAGCAAUACCUCAGUAAACAGUGAUUUAGCUUUUUAUAAAGAUACACAUUUGUCAAAAACAAAAUUUACAACAGUGGAAGUUAUAAUACCGCUAAAUAAUGAUGAAUAUUGGAUAUAUAAGUUAGAAGAUGCAGAUGCACGUAAUGAUUUAAUGAUAAAGCUACAAGAGGUCGUAAAAACGUCACGUAAUAUGCAUCCAAUUGUCGACGAAGUUUAUGGUGUGAUGUAUGACACUAUUUGGCAUAGAGCUAGGGUGACAUCUUUGAAUCCUACUAAGGUUCAUUUUAUUGAUUUUGGUAAUGAUGAGAUAUUAGAAAAAGAUGCUCCUCUCAAAGAUAUAAAAGAUCUGAUUAAAGCGCCUAAAUUUGCUAGAAAAAUUCGCUUGUCACAAAGCACAAGAAAAUUGCGAGAAGGCGAAAAGAUUUCUGUUAAAACGUUGUCUGUAGAUUCUGAAAACACGACAAUAGUAGAAUUAGAACAAGGACAAUUGGAAAAUUCACCUUUGUGUACAACAGGAAGUAUUUCAAAUAAUGCAGUAAAAAAGUCGCAAAAAAAUUCUGAAACAUCACCAGAUAAAAGUAUAAAAACUUCUAAGAUUCAAAUACCUAACAUCUUGGAUGAUAUUACUAAUUCGAUGAAACAAAAAAAGGUUUCUGAGAUGCAAAUUGCUGGUUUGAUGCAAAUCAAUGAAGCAACGCAAAAAAACGUUUACAGUGUAACUUUAUGUCCAAGUGAUUAUCAAGAUAAGAUUCAGAUGAUUUUCGAAGACUUGGAGGAAGAAUGCAAAAAAGUACAAACAUCUGUACAUUUCAAGCCAAAAGCAGACGACUUAGUUUGCUUUAAGGCACCUGAUGACUAUUGGUACAGAGGGUACGUUUUAGCAUCUCCUGAAACAUCAUCCAAUUGGUCCAUUUUUUCAGCAGAUGAUGCAAAAAUUUUUUCAACGGAUAAAGUUGUGCCAUGUCCUGAAAAAUUCUUGAAUAUUUGUACUUUUGGAGUAAUAUGCGAAAUAAAUCAUCCUACCAUUCAACUGAAAGUAUCGGAGUCAUACGAAUUCACAGCAAUCAUAAAUGAGAAGAGCUGUAAACAAGAAUGUCUUCAAAUACAAAUUAUUGACUCUGAAGUGAUACAAGCUGUGGUGAGGCCAUGGAAAUUCAAAAUUUCGCCGAGUCUAUUUGAAUUAAAGACUGGAUCAAAGGUAUGUCUCACAAGUUAUCGAAAUCAUUUUUGUAUGUUUGCACGCUCCUUGGACGACGCUGCAGUAGAAUAUUACAAUAGUAUUAUGCAAUCUGUUGCACGAUAUGCACAAACAGCACCAUCUCUAACUGAACUUCCAACUAAAGAAAAAAUAGUGAUUGCGCCAUUCGAGGAUGGUAAUAAUUAUCGCGCAAUAAUUCUAAAAACGCAGAAUGAUAAAGCUAUGAUAGCAUACAUUGAUUUCGGCAAUGUAGCCGAAAUUGAUAUAAAAGAUCUUAAAGAAAUGCCAGAAUGUCUUUCACUGCAACAAAGCUGUUCAGGCAAAAUAAUUUUAAAAGAUAUUCCUCGCGAUAUCCCCAGCAAUCAAGAAGUUGACUUAUAUCUUCGUGAAUUAGUAGGCAAUGAAGUAUCUCUGAUAUGUACAUUUGAAGGUGGAUCAGCCAAAGAUGGAGUUUAUUUGACAACACUUACAGGAGAAUCUAUCAAUGAUAAAAUAAAUCGGCUAUUAAUCCCAGGAUGGAAAAGAGAAAAUAAGAGUGACAAUGUGUGCUACAUGUUCAACGAUAUUAAAGCCGCAGCUUUAGGAAGCGUAGGUGAUACAGUAGAUGCAGUAGUAGUGUAUAUGCGUGCAUCAAUGAUACAGUCCUUUAUGAUUGCUCCUUUCGAUGUUGAGCUAUUAACUUAUGUCUUUAAUGUGAUGCCUACUAAGCUAAAAGAGUAUUGCGAAAAAGCAGAAUAUUAUAUACCAAGACAACAUGAAUUAUGUUUAGCAUUGUACGAGGGGAUGUGGUAUCGAGCAGCAUGUAUUGAUCCUAAGGAAUCAUACACAACUGCACAAAUUUUGUUUCUUGAUUAUGGGAACAUAGAAUCAGUAGAACAUAAGAAUAUUAGGUUGAUGCCCAAAGACUUUGUAACACCUUCUGCAGUUGCAAAUCUGUGUGAAGUUGUCAAUUUGGCACCAGUCGAUAAUGGCAAUUAUUCCGAAACAGUACAAAACAAACUAAGUGAGUUGAUACAAGUAAACUCGCAAAUUAAAAUUAAAAUUGUAGAAUGCGUUUGUGAGGGUCAAUAUAAAGUUGAGUUGCCAGAUGUACGCGCUGAGCUAGUUAAACAUGGUCUCGUAUAGUUUUCGUAAAAAUUUUAAUUUACGUAUAAUUUUAUGAAUUAUGUGAUCUUGUGUAAGAUGAUAGAAGAUAAUUUUUAGUCUUAAGGCAUUAUAUUGGCAUAAUUUGAGGCUGAUUUGACGUCAUAUAUUUUAAACAGUGGACAAGAUUUGAGUACGGCUCGGAGUAUUUGACUUACACACGAUUCUUUUUAUUUGUUAAUUUUAGUCUACUGUUAUCAUGUUUUGUUUCUCAAGGAGAGCAGUUUUAUUUUCAUGUUUCUAUGUUUAUGCCAUAUUUACAAAGACAUCUUUUUUUGCUACAAAUAUUUAGACUAAAAUAAAAUUUUUGUAUUUCUUAAUAAAAAGAUGAUUAUAGCACAUA